This is a messenger RNA of Manihot esculenta (cassava), 1581 nucleotides long. Its product is annotated as cyclin-dependent kinase B2-2. Bases 338 to 1366 code for a protein of 342 amino acids. Gene Ontology annotation, cellular component: nucleus; cyclin-dependent protein kinase holoenzyme complex; cytoplasm. Lineage: Eukaryota; Viridiplantae; Streptophyta; Magnoliopsida; Malpighiales; Euphorbiaceae. The record is from RefSeq and is a predicted model, not a curated record. Gene Ontology annotation, molecular function: cyclin-dependent protein serine/threonine kinase activity; cyclin binding; ATP binding. The transcript is spliced from 7 exons. Gene Ontology annotation, biological process: regulation of G2/M transition of mitotic cell cycle; signal transduction; regulation of gene expression.
GUCUAAUUUCGUUGCUUAAUUUUUAAAUGAAACCAUCCAUUUGCAUUCGAAACUAUCCUCAAGUUAACCCUGCACGUUUUACUUUUACACUUGAAAUAAUAAUAAAAAGAAGAGGAGCGUUGCUGUGUCAGCGGGUAUAAGAGGCUCUCCAGGGGUAUAUAUGGAAAUAAGAAAAUUCUCAGUUUGAAUUUCAAAUAUGUUUCCGUUGGCCAACGGGCAAGAAUUCCCCCAGGUACAUUCUGCAUCUUUUGCUUCUUAUACAUUCUAAUGCCGCCGUCUUUAAGAGCCAUAGAGAAAUACUAACUUCCAAAGAGAGAGAGAGAGAGAAAGAGAGAGAAUGGAGAGGCCAGUAACAACCGUUUCUGUGAUGGAGGCAUUUGAGAAACUAGAGAAGGUUGGGGAGGGAACUUACGGAAAGGUGUACAGAGCAAGAGAGAGGGCAACCGGCAAGAUCGUUGCCCUCAAGAAGACUCGUCUCCACGAAGAUGAUGAAGGUGUCCCUCCCACAACUCUCCGCGAGGUCUCCAUCUUGCGUAUGCUCUCUAGGGAUCCUCACGUUGUCAGAUUGAUGGACGUCAAACAAGGCUUGAACAAAGAAGGGAAGACAGUGCUCUACCUGGUUUUUGAGUACAUGGACACUGAUCUUAAGAAAUAUAUUCGAAGUUUUCGCCAAACUGGAGAGAAUAUUCCUCUGAAAAUUGUCAAGAGCUUGAUGUAUCAACUGUGCAAGGGAGUUGCUUUCUGUCACGGGCAUGGAAUCUUACACAGGGAUCUUAAGCCUCACAACCUCUUGAUGGACAGAAAGACAAUGAUGCUUAAGAUUGCAGAUCUUGGACUAGCUCGAGCAUUUACUCUUCCUAUCAAAAAGUAUACUCACGAGAUAUUGACCUUGUGGUACAGAGCACCUGAAGUGCUGUUAGGGGCUACCCAUUACUCAACUGCUGUGGACAUGUGGUCUGUUGGUUGUAUAUUCGCUGAAUUGGUCACAAAGCAAGCACUUUUCCCCGGGGAUUCUGAACUGCAGCAGCUCCUCCAUAUUUUCAGGUUCUGUAUCUGUCAUUUUAAUGUGGUGGCAAGGCCUUUUUCCUGCUUUCUACUAUAUCUUCUCUUAUUCUUUUCUAUACUCGGUUGCAGAUUACUAGGUACUCCAAAUGAGGAGGUGUGGCCAGGGGUGAGCAAACUGGUCAACUGGCAUGAGUAUCCCCAGUGGAGUCCCCAGAGUCUUUCAACAGCUGUUCCUAAUUUGGAGAAGGAUGGGUUGAAUCUAUUGGCACAAAUGUUGCAGUAUGAACCUUCAAAGCGUAUCUCAGCAAAGAAAGCUAUGGAGCAUCCUUACUUUGACGAUCUGAACAAGGUUGUUCUCUGAAGAAACACGAAUAUAGGUUGAAUGACAAACGUUGGCAAAUCUUUUUCUGACUUUUCAAGACCAGCAAUAGAAAUUUUCUAUUGAAAAUCUAUUUGCUUCCCUCGAGCAUAUGCAUGCUUCAGUGAUGUAAUGUCUUGUCACGGUUACUUAACUUCGCAAUCUAACAUUCAACUCCUCUUGGUUCAUUUAAAUUAUUUUCCGUUAUUCCCAAGCAA